AUGGCAAACGUCUUUCCAGUCAAUUUCUUCAGUGAAGGUGGCCUUAGCCCCCAGGAGGAGGAUGAACGCAAAGCUAUUGGUUACCUAGCUAUAGAGUUUGGUACCAACUUUGCAGAGCAAUUCCGUCUGCCUUUUGUUACAGACGGUGAGAGCAGCGACAGCAAUGACAGCAACCCCAGCAACCCCAGCGAGGCAGAAGAGGCCGACGACACGCCAUCUUCUGCUUACUGCCCCAUCUGCCUGAGGACAAGCGAGCUUCUCGACUGUCAACUGUGCAGAGAGAUCGCCUACUGCUCUGAGGAGUGCCAGAGACAGGACUGGCCCAUCCACAGGACCCUCUGCGGCCAGGUCCCCGUCUACAACGCGACCCACCGCUUGGGCGAGCACCGCCGCGGCAUCAUUUUCUCAGCCGACGACGACAUCACUGGCAGGCCUGCUGAGAGCCCUCACCUCAUCUGGGUCACCCAGGACGAGCUCGCCUCAUUCUUUCCGCCAACCGAUGAGUACGAGGGCGCUGACUACGACAAGAAAUGGAUGGGCCGCAGCCAAGUCGUCGCGACCCAGCGUCUACGCGUGGUGUUCUCGUCAGACCCCCAGGAAGGCCGGCGAAACUCUUGUCUCGCCAAUACCAUCGGCGACAGGUUCAACAUUCUAGACUGGCGUGGCAAUGUCUGUGUCUUUGGUUACUCCGGCGAUGUGACCAUGCGAGACUUCCGCGCCAUCGUCGACUUCUUGCAGUGUUGGCCACACAACUUUGCUCUGGUCGACCCUACUCGCUACUCUGGGCCCACCAUCGCCGGUGUAUGGGCGCGUGCGCAGCCUUGGGUCGAUGGCGUUGUGGCCACUGAGCGAGAACUGGCGGAGAUGCACAUGACCACAGCCAUGGCGGACAAGAAGGUCAAACUUCCCCUGCAUAUCCUCGACGAGGUGCUGCCAAUCGACGCUCUCGUCUCAGGCACCCUGCCUGACCUUUGCCUACGUGCUCGGACCAGUUACCACAACCAUCUCCUCAAGAUCCAGAUAAGCAUGCGGAUGAACCGCCAGGUCGAGCUCCCAGUCCGCGGCAUCAUGCUGGGGCCUAUCAUGUACGUCCGGAACGACGGCAGACCCCUCCUGCAGAGGCACUUCGAGGUCCUGGAGUUGUUCGUGAUGGAGAAGGUUCGCCGCCUCGCCAACACGGCCGGAAGGUCUGAAGCGGAGCUCUGGACUUUGCGCGAGGAACGCAACCCUGUUGCGGUUCGCAGGGAGGACCUGCUGCCGGAGCUGACGGUGGCCGAGUUCCGACAGUUCUGGACGGACUACUGUCGCGACAAUGGGUUGGGCGAGGAGGAACCCUGCCCUGUGGAUCUUUGA
Cryphonectria parasitica EP155 is the source of this 1353-nucleotide messenger RNA. RefSeq lists its product as uncharacterized. NCBI's taxonomy places the organism in Eukaryota, Fungi, Ascomycota, Sordariomycetes, Diaporthales, Cryphonectriaceae. Bases 1 to 1353 code for a protein of 450 amino acids. The transcript has 2 exons. The record is from RefSeq and is a predicted model, not a curated record.